CAUUCGUGUAUCGCUAGCCAAAUCCCGUUCUUGCACCACCAUGUCUUCUCAGAAGUUCCUUGUUCUUGUCGACAAGUCCGCCACUCAAGAGCAAAUGGAUCAGACAGCUGCUGACAUCGAGUCUAAAGGUGGUCGGAUUCUUGAUUCUUGGACAAGCGCUCUGAAAGGCUUCUCUGUGGUGAUAGACACUGCGGAUCUCACCCGCUUUCAGAGCCUGCAGGGGACCAACAACUUCAUCAGCACCAUCGAACCUGAUGGCGAAGUUCAUGUCAACUAGUCCGAGACAUCGAUAUCCCUGCACAACAGUGCACAAGACCGUGUACCAGUACGAUAAGGUUCUCUGAUGUAUGUCGAAAUAUGCAAAUCAUAUUGUA
Molecule: messenger RNA, 374 nt
Organism: Dacryopinax primogenitus
Lineage: Eukaryota; Fungi; Basidiomycota; Dacrymycetes; Dacrymycetales; Dacrymycetaceae
Exons: 4
Coding region: 41-277 (78 amino acids)
Source: RefSeq, a predicted model, not a curated record